AUCCUAUAGCAGAGCCACAAUCCGCCGCGUAGGCUCACGCGCCGCACGCCUUUGCACCGCGUUAAAAAAAAAACUAAAAAGAAACCUUUUUCAAAAUUCGAACGGUUUCAUUCCCGUGCCAUAGAAAUGUUACUGGUUGGUUGUGAAGUGUGAUUUUAAGAAAAUUAUGCGUGUGUUCUUGUGUUUGGUUGUGUGCCUGCCAUUGGUAUUUGGCCAGGAGAUGGCAGGUUGUUAUUCUGGUGGCAGUGUGGCUGGCGCGGCCAUAGGUGCAUUUUUGGCCGCCCUGCUAUUAGUGGCCGCAGCGUAUUAUUUGAGGAAAUUGUAUUGGAAGACCCGUAAAGGCAAGCACCUAGUCCUGUCCACCGAGCCACAAAACGUCAAGGACGAAUUCGCCUUCGACAACCCAGGCUACAAGGACUCCGAGCGAGCUGACACCCUGGGGACCUGGCAGCAUGCCACCACCCUGCCCAGCGAGGGGAAACUAGGGUUGUUGCAACCAGGGUUCACCAAGCCCACUGUUACCAAGGAUGAUAUGUGUACCCAUGAACCUCGGACACGGCUCGUGAGCCUGUGGGCGCGGGACUUCACGGGGCUGGGGUUCCGGUGCGGGGGCGGCGCGCGGGAGGGGGUGAUCGUGCACUCGCUGCUGAAGAGCGGGCCAGCCGCCGCGGCCAACCUGCAAGUUGGCGACCGCAUCAAGAGCAUAAAGAUCCAGCUCUCCGGCACUCCCCUCGAAGACGCCGUCAGCAUCCUGUCCCUGGCGUCGCCAUACCCGGUGCAGCUCGAGGUGCAGGCGGGGCGGGGGGCGGGGGGCGCGGGGCGCGCGGGCCGGCAUCCGCUGUGGAAGCGGGCUGGGUCUAUGCAUGAUGUUACAGAGAUCGAGAAAGAGACGCAGCAUUUGCGACCUCAGUCACCGAAACAACACUCCAACCAAUCAACGCUCGAGAACAAACAGCCAAAGGGCAUCAAGAAGGUCAUCACAGACAAAAUCAUCACAAGUACACUCGAGAGGAGCAAGAAAGAGAGAAAAGAUGGCCAACCCAGCACGCUGGAGCGAGAAAACGAAAAGAACGCCAAAAUGGCUAACAGAAGCACUCUUUCCGACAUACCCAGCUUCAAUAAAACUGAAAAGGUUAAGACUAGACAUUCAACGGGCACUGAUUAUCAUAUAGAAAACGGUGCAGCUCACAUUGAGCAUUCUGAAGUACAAACGAAAGAAGCUGCGCCUAAGAAAGCCAUGAAGUUUGGCAUACGAGUCCUUCCGCCUAAUGUGCCUACGGAUGACAAGUCUAAACAGGGAAACGUUGAAAAUGGGACAGUGGGUGUCGAGAAAGAUGAGACAGAUAAACCUAGGGCCCCACUUACAACACAACUUAGCCACGAGAAUGAAGUCAAAAAGCCUGUGGUAGCUAAAAGAAGGGAAAAGGCUGCGCCGCCUAUUCCUAACGCAAGAACUAUCCCGGUAGCCCCAGAGCCGGAUGUUAAUAGCAGUCUAGAUUCGUCGAGAGGUUCAGAGCCUACAUUCACAACAUUUGCAAGAAACGAUGCAAAUUUAAGCGGGAUAAGACGCGAUAAGAAUGGAAUACCUCUGGAACUUCCAGCUCAUAUGCUGGAGGCCGCGAGAUCUGCUAAAAACAACAGGAAAAGCAGCACCGACAUGAUCGGAGAUAAGGAUAAGGUUGAAGUCAAAAAGGAGGAAGCACCUAAGCCUUCUAAAAAGUCUAAAGGAAAAGCUCCAUCACCCCCCGAAAUCGAAAAGAACAAAACAGACGAUAGCAUGAUCGAACAAAUGAAAAAUACGCACGACUUUUUGAAUAGUGAAAAACAGUUUUCCUCCUUACUCCAUGAUACCUCAAUAGCAUCGACCGACAACAGUGGCAUUUCAUACACUUCCACACCAAAAGUUGACAAGACUAAAAGCAAAACGUAUAUCGAUGAGUCCAUGAGUUUCAGUCAAGAUGAUAUAGACGAUAUAGUCACAAAGCCUUUUAAGAAAGAACCAAACGAUUCGAUGCAAAAUCUCCAUGGUGUCACAAUGUAUCAUAGUGACAGAAACGACAAAGGGUCUACGACAAUCGAAUUAAAUUACAGCGAUAUAACUAUCCACAGUUCGCCAAAUGAUACAACGCAAUCCGUGUCAGAUGAAGCGUCCAUUCUUGAUGAAAACGAACGAAAGGCAGCGUCUUUAGGAGACUUAUCACGAUUCGCUAUGAAAACUAAGGGAGGAAAACCGACAAUGUCAACUUUAGAAAGGGCCCAGAGCUUGGAUAUAUCAACCGAUGAUUCUGAAAUAAACGACAACACCUUAUCACCAAAAAAGAAGAAAGCAUAUUCAGUAGUCGAAACAACAUUCUUCGAAUCAAACGCUGAAGAUACACUGCCAGAAAUAGAUGCAGAAAGAGGUGUUGUGAUCAAACACAAGGAACCCAGGCUAAGUUUAAACAUUGCCAAGACCUCAGCAAUGGAAGGGUUGAAUACAUUCCAACGAAACAGACUGAAGAAGGGAUCAGAAUUUGGUACCCUUGAAGAUGCUAUAGUAAAAGGGUCAAGCAGCUCUAUAGACUCUGACAAGAAUGAAUCUCAAUAUUCUCAGUCAAAGAAGGAAGCGAAAGAAAUCGAUUUGUCUAUGGAUAUGGAUCCCCACGAGACCUCAGACGAUUUAGCUCGUAAAAUACUGGACGAGAACAUGAAAGUUCACUUGAAACUCGUCUCAGAAUUCGCUAAGACCACGUCUGAUGGCAGUGACCUGAGCUCUUUAGACAGCACAUGGGAAAAACCACCGACUCCGCCGAGAAACGAAUCUUUACCGAAAUACGAAGAAAAGGUAAGCAUUGGUUAUGAUACUAACAUUCCCGAUGACAUGAAAGUGUCCAGUAAUUCGUAUGUGAACAGUUUGGAAAGACCAAAAUCAGAAAUGAUGAGGAAACUUUUAGCCAAGAAUCCGAUACUUAACGUUCAUAUUGAUAAAACCGAAACGGUAAGUCAAGAAACGCCGAUGACUGACGCUUCCAAAUCUGCCAAGCAACAGCCUGAUAUCGUCACUUUCGAUUCCAAAUCUGAACAAAGUAAACAAAAGAACUACGAUGAUUUUAUCAGCAACAUCCGAGUUGGCUCCAAUUCGAGCACAACUCUGAAACUCAACCAAGAAGUUGAGUACUCCACAGAAUACGAUGCUAGUCCUUACACUAAGUCGUACACCAAGUCUAUAGAAAUUGGGGAACCUACUAGAAGGUUCGGACCAGACGUCGUCGAAGGUAUCAAGAGGAAAAAUGACGAGAAAGAAAGCAGAGUCCUUUACAUGGAGCCCCCGAAUGUAGUCAUAAAAAUGACAGAGGAACCUGUACAGAAAACGGUAACAGUUAAUGUCGCAGAGGACCAAUUCGGCAAUAAAAUCAUCACACAAAACGUUGAGAAAGUAAUGACUAAAUACGCAGCAGCGACCGAAGCACCGUUGGAAGUCGAACAAUUUAGUUACGGCGUAAUGAAGAAGCCAGAUGACAUCAACCAGUUGAAUUUAGAAGAAGGAGAUGUUAAAGACAUUGAUAAGUCUAUUCUCGAUGAGAUCAGACGGCAGAAUCCUUCCAUGCACUUCACAAGCGAUGAACCGGCAUACACUAAAACUGAAACGAUCAUUUUAAACACAGAACUAGAUGAAAAGGAAGCUAUAGCGCUGAUGGAGAAGAUAAAAAAUGAUCCUAGUUUUAUGAAUCAGAAAACACCUGAAGAGCUAUCACGACUGGGCAUACGCAUCAUACGCGACCUUGACGAUGUCAAAACAGAGAACAAAGACACCGUAGAAGUGACCAAAACGAGGUAUUCCAUCAACAAAACCGCUAUGUCGGAAAAGCAAAAAGAAACAAACCCAGGCACGAAGGCCGAGAAACAAACGAGAAACGAACAAAAGAAAGAGAUAAACGUAGAAAAAAUCGCUCAAAGGCAGAGAGCGCCACCACUAGAGGAACCUCUGCCAACGUACGAACUAGACAUAGAUAUGCUAAACGACUUCAUAUCGAACGAACGCCACCACUCGGGCAAGCAACACGCCGAGAUGUUGAAACGAACGAAACAAAACACAGAACCAAAGAAGAAACACUCCGAUUACUCGUUGCCGCGAAACACACAGAUCAAAUUCCGAACAGCAACUUACGAGAGCCCUAAAGGCACGAUCGUUACCAGCACAGACCUAGAAAACCGUAGAUUAUCGCAAUUGGACCAACAACUGCGCGGAUCUGAUGUUAAAAAACCGGCGGUGUCGGCGAAACCGGCGAAAACUCCGGAAAAGCAGAAGCCAGUUACCGGUUCGUCGAAAAUACCGGUAUUUAUGAGCCAAAAAUCGCUGAGCCAAGAGAAUUUAACGGACAAACGCUUGUCUAUGCCUCGUUCUCCGCCGCCGAACCUUAGCAGCUCUUCAGGAAAUAUUCACGGGGACAGCUAUGAAACAUCAUACAGUCCAGAUUAUACGAAAAAGGCGAAAUAGGACGGGUAUUUCAAAAUAAUUUGCGAAUCAUGAGUGAGAUUUUUUAUGUGUAUUUUAUUACAAGAAUUAUGUUAAUGUUUUAUAGGCCUCAAACGUCAGUUUUUGCCUGAGAGUUACAAAUUAGUUUUUAUCUAUUUAUUGAGUGUGGGGGUGUUCAAUGCACAAUAUUUAUCAUGUACCUACCUAACCUGAUGUUUUAUAAGCAAAAUAAUUAUGAUACUUAUCAUGGAUGUUUCGAGACAAUGUUUUUUUUGUUAUAACGGAGAUUUUUUUCAAUUUUUAUUGAUAUUUUUGUUUAAAAUUGUUUUAAGCCGUGUUUUUGUGUAGGUACCUACUUACUUAUCAGUAUCACAGUCAUAAGUACACAUUUGUAAUUUCGCUUAUUAUUUUGAGUUACGCUCAAUUUUUCUUUUAUUUUUACAAGUUGUAUAAAUAUUGUUGUACCUACCUACCUACCUAAUAGUAAGUUUCUAUACAAAAAGUAUAUUUAUAAAUAUUAUACCAACUAUGAUUUUUGUUUACAAUGUAUAAUUUUAUGGAUAGUUUUAGAUUUUAAUAUUUUAUUAGUUAGUAGAUAGGUGCCUACUUACAUGUUUUGAGACCUACACCUAUUUUGAAAUAUUAUAUCUACCUUCAAAUCUGCAGUAUACCUACCUCAAAACUCAUCUUCAACUAAUCUCUUCGUGGAAAACCUAGAAGCUGGUUUAUUUACAUAAGCUGCCAUUUUCUCUACAGUGGUAGAGUAACAUAAGCAUAUUUUAUUUUUUUACAAAUAAACUUAACUCUUCUUUUAACUAUGCUUUAUAAUAUAUUUUAUUUUCUUUUAACAUUGUUCUUAUCUGGUGGUUCUACUUCUACUUAACUUAAAUAAGUAUAAUACCUAAGUAUUAAUCUUGAAUCUAUGCGUUGUCUGUCUAAUGUCUAAUUUUAUUUUGGGAGUUGAAUUUUGG
Messenger RNA from Plutella xylostella (diamondback moth), 5427 nucleotides. RefSeq lists its product as uncharacterized. NCBI's taxonomy places the organism in Eukaryota, Metazoa, Arthropoda, Insecta, Lepidoptera, Plutellidae. Gene Ontology annotation, molecular function: protein binding. The record is from RefSeq and is a predicted model, not a curated record.